AUGCACCCACCCAAAGGAAAAAAAACUCUAGCAACACACACUAAACUGAGCAUGUACAGAGUGUUUUCUAGAGCUCUGUAUUGUCAGCGGAAGGAUUGGGGACAGUAGAAGAAGGGGAAGAUCAGAGAAGACAGGAUCAAACAGCCUUUUAACACAAUGCGGAGGAUUAACCCUUUAGGUUCCACAGUGAAUAUAACAAGCAUGCUUUACUGCAUAUACAGAGGGCGGACUGAGAACUCAUGGGGCCCCCGGGCAAUAGCGGAUCAUGGGGCCCCUGUGCCCUUGCCCAAACUCAAAAAAGCCUAU
Molecule: messenger RNA, 306 nt
Organism: Staurois parvus
Lineage: Eukaryota; Metazoa; Chordata; Amphibia; Anura; Ranidae
Source: the annotation of a GenBank genome assembly